GACACGAGGAAGAACGUUUUCCGCCUUAGGCGGGGUCAUCAUCUUUCCUGUCAAAGUUUGGCUGUUAAAAUUGACAGAGAUCGGCGAAAUUGAGCGAGUAUUAUACCCGACAGUCCGUUUUCUAACCGGAUCGAUCUGAAUAGUUUCACAGCUGUAUAAGUGAGCAGUGUAACGUACGGCGGACGUUAUCUGACUGCAGUCAUGUCCGAGGACCAGAGCUCUCAACCUUGGUCUAUCAAUAAGGAUGACUAUGAGCUACAGGAGGUGAUCGGGAGCGGAGCAACAGCAGUGGUCCAGGCCGUAUAUUGCAAACCCAGGAAUGAGAAAGUGGCAGUUAAACGCAUCAAUCUUGAGAAAUGCCAGACCAGCAUGGAUGAGCUCCUGAAAGAGAUCCAGGCAAUGAGUCAGUGCCAUCACCCAAAUAUUGUGUCUUAUUACACCUCCUUUGUGGUCAAGGAUGAGCUCUGGCUGGCCAUGAAGUUGCUCAGUGGUGGUUCAGUCCUUGAUUUUAUAAAGUACAUCAUUUCCAAAGGAGAGCACAAAUCGGGCGUCAUGGAUGAAUCCAGCAUUGCCACUAUAUUAAAAGAAGUGCUUGAGGGUCUGGAUUAUCUGCACAAAAACGGUCAGAUUCACAGGGAUGUGAAAGCUGGAAAUAUUCUUUUAGGAGAAGACGGCUCUGUUCAAAUCGCAGAUUUUGGUGUCAGUGCCUUUUUAGCAACUGGUGGAGACAUGACUAGAAACAAAGUAAGAAAGACAUUUGUAGGAACUCCAUGCUGGAUGGCUCCAGAGGUCAUGGAACAGGUCAGGGGAUAUGAUUUUAAAGCUGAUAUUUGGAGUUUUGGGAUUACGGCUAUAGAGCUGGCGACCGGGGCUGCUCCAUAUCACAAAUAUCCUCCAAUGAAGGUCCUCAUGUUAACCCUUCAGAAUGACCCUCCUUGUCUGGAGACUGGAGUUACAGAUAAAGAGAUGGUCAAAAAGUAUGGAAAAUCCUUCCGGAAGAUGAUCUCUUUGUGCCUUCAGAAGGAUCCAGAAAAACGGCCCACAGCUGCUGAGCUUUUAAAACACAAGUUCUUUACAAAAGCCAAGAACAACGAAUACUUGAAAGAAAAAUUGCUGGAGAGGGCACCGACAAUAGGAGAGCGAUCAAGGAAGGUGCGCAGGGUUCCUGGCUCCAGCGGGCGGCUCCACAAGACUGAAGAUGGCGAGUGGGAAUGGAGUGAUGAUGAGCUGGAUGUGGAGAGCGAGGAAGGCAAGGCCGCAGUGGCCGCUUUACGGUCACCAAGAGUAAAGGAGGAUGCCAUGACAAAUGCGGAGAUUUUCGCAGCAGAUCCGUCAGGUCUUCUGCAGCCGGCACCUGCAGGGCAGUCCGAAGCACCACACAACACAAAUGAAACCGCCACGAUAUCAAUUUCCUCUCCAGCCCCACAGCAGGUUGUUGGAGGACCUACAACAGUGGGCCAGGACUCUGCCAAAACUCCCAUUAGCCUGGUUCUAAGAUUAAGGAAUACAAAGAAGGAGCUGAACGAUAUCCGAUUUGAGUUCAUGCCAGGGAGAGACACCGCUGAUGGAGUGUCUCAGGAGCUCGUGUCUGCAGGACUGGUGGAUGGGAGAGACUUAGUCAUUGUUGCAGCCAACUUGCAGAAAAUUGUUGAUGAUCCUCAGACUCACAGAAACGUCACUUUCAAGCUGGCGUCAGGAGUGGACAGCUCCGAAAUUCCAGAUGACAUUAAACUCAUGGGAUUUGCUCAGCUGAGUAUAAGUUAAAAACCGCAGUAUUACCAGCAACCGGAAAACACAGACUGUGCACGACAAACGGUGCAUUGUAAAUGCUUUCAUUGGCCUGAAGAAACCACUACUGCCAAAGAAAAAGAAGAAACCUGACUACGCAUAGGAUUAACAAAUGUUAAAUAGGACUCCAUCCGAGUUCAUAGGAGCGCACUUCAAAUGUUUACAGUAUUCAUGUAUGUUUUUUUUCUCUGUUGCUUUAAACAUUUGCACAAUCUGAACCAACUCCUAAUACUGGUAGAUGUCAAAAGAAUGCCUUACUUUAGUACUACUGAACUGUAGGUAGACAGUAGCUGUGAAACGAAUGAGUGACUGCACUUUCGGCGCUCCGGGGAGAGUGUCGUUGAAGAACAUUUAAGACAGACAGCAUGUCGACACACUUCUGUAAAGUCAGUUGUUCAGCACGCCACUCGCCGAUGUGAUCGGUCAUUUUGUAGCUAUGAAGUUCACAUUGUCCUGUAACCAUGAGAGCCACGUCACCCACUCUUUCACCUCUAAACGUGUCCAGACAUACCUGUGCACCCACAUGCAUUUCCGCAGCUCUCGCUAUAGGGAUGCAUUCCCAUUUUUUGCAUGGGCUAAUGCCAGAUUGCAUGAAUGAUUUUGUCUUAUAGAACAUACACUGAUCAUUUUGCUCUCAUUAGCUUAUGAUGAAUGGGCCCUCUAAGAAAACCUCCAAGACUUUGUAUCGUAAAGAAAAAACAUUAAGAGAAAUGAAAACAUUUAGUGACGUUUUUUUGAUUAAUUUCACACAGUAGCAGAUGUUUUCAUUCUCUAUACGCAGUUUUGUAAAUUGAACAUCAUUUUGCUGUUUAAUUUACAUGCAUAUCAGUGAAGCGUAGUGGCAGUUUUUUCAAUAGUGUUACAAAACGUGAUUCGCAUUGCGUGAAGGAAAUAUCAGUGCAUGUAAUAUGGCAAAGCGGAAUUGUGUUGAUUUCUUAAAAGAAUUAAACAGUAAAGAAGAAAACCAGAGUGAUGCAUACAGACCGUUAAAUAAUCACUGGCAGAUGGAAUUCCUGAACAUUGCAAUGGAUCAUUUUGAAACUUUAAGAUCUAGUAAAAAGCUUAUGAAGGAUAAUCUCAGCAAAAUAAAAGGAGUGCAUGGAGAUGAAUGACGAAAAGUUGUGUAGAAGAUAAAAAAGAUGUUGAAUGAUAUUGGUUUCUUGAGCAGUAAAGAGCAUUGCAGCCGUGUCCUACUCACAGACCAACACAAAACAAAAGGCAAGAGUAACUUUAGUCGGUCUGUUCCUUCCUGCUUAAUAUCAUCUGUCUCACCUGUAGACUCAUAACUGACUCCUUUGGUGUAUAGGACAUGUAUUCACAUGUGUUUUUAUUUCUCCCCUAAACAAAAGUAACAUUGUCAUUAUUGCCUCUGGUUUUCUGUGGGCCAAUAACAGUUUUUAUGUUUUGCUGGAUUUGUUUUUGUUUUUCUACACUCCAUCUCAAGGUUACGGUUUCAUUUUUUUAGGUCGUUUAGAUUGCUCUGUCUAUUUUAAGGUGGUUUUAAACCCACGAGUUUCAGACACGGUCAAUGAUUCAUUCGCUGUUACUUUCGAAUAUAUGUGUGUGUUUGUGGAAUUGACUUUAUGUGAGUUGAAUUCUCAAGUAUAAACAAUGAAUGUGGGUGGGGUCUCUGAGUACUUGAUCAAAAAGUCCUGUAAAUAAUAAAAUUGAUGUUGUUUAUAUAUAAUAUAAACAGUAUACAGUACAUACCGUUCACAGUUGGCCUUUAUAUGGAACGCACGUGCUGGUUUGUCUUAUGUUUUGUCUUAUUUUGGUUUGUGUUGGGAAACAUUUGGCUCAAAGGGUUUCAUUACUAAAAAUUUGUAGCUGGUUGAAGUCCCUCCUCUACAUUUUAAUUUUACUCCACCAGCAUUGAAGCGUUCCAAAAAGCCAACCUACACCCCACACUCAUUUAGUGUCUCUUUAGCCUCUUGAUGUUUGAUGACAUUGUUAGAGCAGUUUGGAGGGAUUCCUAAUAGUAUUUGUAAUACUCAAUUUUAUUUGUAAAUGCACUUCAUUCGUAUUCAAAGCACUAGAUGUAAUACAAGUUUUGUAUGAGUUACAUGGGACGUCAUAGUGAGAUAAACGUAGGAGUUAUUUUCACAUGCACAGCAAAAUCGCCAGUGUUAAAAAAGG
Molecule: messenger RNA, 3924 nt
Organism: Triplophysa rosa
Lineage: Eukaryota; Metazoa; Chordata; Actinopteri; Cypriniformes; Nemacheilidae
Gene: oxsr1a
Product: oxidative stress responsive kinase 1a
Exons: 18
Coding region: 202-1764 (520 amino acids)
Biological process (GO): protein phosphorylation
Molecular function (GO): protein serine/threonine kinase activity; ATP binding
Source: RefSeq, a predicted model, not a curated record